GAGAGAGAGGGGGGGAGAGAGAGAAUAGCAGAGAGAGAGAGGAGAGAGAGCAACGGAGAGAGAGAGAGAGAGAGGGAGGAGAGAUAAGCUCAUACCACUCGUACAGAGGCAAACAGAGUAGACAGGCUUAGCACAUACACAGACAGUGUGUGAGAGUCAUCGGGAGAGAGAGAGAAAGAGCAAUAAAAAGGAGAAGGGAGAAAGAAUCCAGUCACCUGAAGAGCAAAAGAAAAGAGUUACAGGGGUGAAGAGGGGAAGGCAGGUUUUCAAACUCUGUGAACGAAGCAGAGUCAGAGCCCGGGGCACGGAGCAGUGGGGAAGUUGGAAUCCACGCGCUGCCUUGUGGGGGAAUUUCAAUCAGGGGAACGUAAGCCUGCCGAUUCCAGGCAGACAGACACAGGCAUGGAUCCACUGUCAUCAUCUGAAGUCGGGGACGAGACAAAGGAGAGGAAAAAGAUCCAUUUCUCAGUCCCGACCACCGUGCCCACUCAGCUGGACCCGCGGCAAGUAGAGAUGAUUCGUCGUCGGAGGCCCACUCCUGCCACACUCUUCAGAGUGUCAGAAAAUCCAUCCCCUGAGGAGGAGACUGCUACUCACCAGUGGGUUGUGGGGGAGAAUGGAAUCCUCAAGCCGAAGCGUGUCAACCCAAGCGCAUACCAGCCUCCAUCGCUGAAAGCCGUGCAGCGGAUGGCUCAGGCUCACAUGCAGACCCUCGGCGCCUGCCCCACUGUGGAGGACCGCCCCGAGGGGGUGGAGAGCGAGGAGUGCCCCUCCUCUGGAGAGGACAGUGAGGAGAGUGAGGACAGUGAGGAGAGCGAGGAGAGCUCUUCCUCCAGUGCUGAUUCUCAGGCGGAGGUGGGCACCGUGGACAGCCAAACAGAGCGGCUGCCGAGGUCAGAGGCGGCCGGCCUCGGAAGACCCGCCUUCCAGCGCAAUCAAAGAGACACGGAGAGGGAUGAGGACGACGAAGACGACGACGAGGAUGAUGACGACGACGACGACGACGAAGGAGAGGGGAGGAGCAGAUGGGAGUGAUUGACAGAGGGAGCGUGAUAGGAGCAGGAGAGGGGGAGAUGUGUCUUAUGUAGAAAAUGGAGCCGAGAAAAAAAAAUGAAGUAUGAGAGAAUCGUAAGCUCAGUAGCACAGAGGGAACAGAACAGAGCAUUUGUGUGUGAGCUUUGUGUCUGCGUGUGUGCACGCAUGUGUGUGCGAAUGUGUGUGUGUGUGAGAGAGAGAGAGAGAGAGAGAGAGAGAGGAGACAGAGAAAAAGUGAGAGAGAAUGAAUGUCAGUGUGUGUUCGGCAUACCCAUAUGAGCAGGUGUAGAAGGCUCUAGUAAGUAACAGUAUACUUCACAUAGAACUGUUUGCCUACUGUCAGUUUGGAGCUUAUGAGCUUGAAGAAUGUGCUUCUGAAGUCAGGUGGAGGGUCAUAUUUACUUUUCACUGAAACACGAUUACUUUUUCUCAUUCCAUUAUUGAAUGCCUCUUCAUUUAUUCAGACAAGUGACCCUUUGUAACAGAUAGUCCAUUAGCAGAUGGGACACUAACAAUUAACAUUUUUUACACAUUACAUGUUAUUUUUUUAAAACAAUUUUAUGCACACAAACAAGCCCACACAGACACAUAUCCGCACGCAUACACACACACACACACACACACACACGCAAACACACACAUGCAGACACACAAACACACACACACACACAUCCAAUGUAUAGCAAUGAGUUGUUUUGCGUUUGUGGUUAAGAUGUAGGCUUUAAUGAUGUCACACCCAAAACCAUAACCCCACAUUAAAAUUUCAUUUCAGAAUGACCCCUCUUCUUCAUCACAUUUCACUUAAGGUUCAAUUAUUUCAAAUAUAGGUUGUGUGAGUAUGAUUAAUUAAAGACACUAUAUUUGUUAUUUGUCAUAUAAAAUAAUAUUUACUAUGUCCUGUUAUUUCAACAUUCACUUUUCAUACUAUGGAAUUUAAGGCUGACAUUUGCUCCACUAAAACAUUCUUAUCUAUUGCUUUCAGUGAUUAGGUAGUCCAUUGAUCAGUCUAUAGCUCUGUGUCAGCUGUAAUGAUACAAUGACCUGGAUUGUGUGAAUGUCCCAGAUUACUUGUUCUAUGCUCUAGAUUGUGUCAUUGAGUGGUUGCUACCCAGAACUGUGCUGGAGACCUCAAGUGGAUUAGAUAAUAGUAAGAAUGACAGACAUUUCACGUUGCAAUGCUGACCCAGCAUCCUCAUGAAAGAUUUAGACGGAGUCGCUCUAUGUAUACGCCCUGCAUGGUGGGACCCAGUGUUUGUGUGUGUGUGUGUGUGUGUGUGUGUGUGUGCGUGUGCAUGUGUGUGUGUGUGUGUGUGUGUGUGUGUGCGUGUGCAUGUGUGUGUGUGUGUGUGUGUGUGUGUGUUUCCUGACAGUCAGAUCACAGGAACAGGAUGGUAGAGGCAUCUGGAACAGCCGCAGGGGGGGCCAGCUCCUUCUCCCCCCCCCCCCCCCCCCCCCCCCCCCCUUUGGUGUCUCUAAUGGGGUCCUCGCACUCAUUAUUCUGGCUUUAAUUAGAUGCGCUCCCUCUCGUCUUUGACCGAGUUGGAGUCGGUUCUAGUUUACCUUUACCAAAUUCUGGUUGCAACAAGGGUAUGGAGCAACUGGAAGUGAUAUAAGCCGUCUUAGCUUUAGCUUCCUUCUUUCCUCUCCCCAAUAUUGAACUGUUUGACACACUAAAGACCCCUACCAGAGCUUUAUAAAUCCAGAGAAUAAAUACAAGCAUGCUUUUUACCCCUCCAAUCAUCUCUUUUACAAGAUCUUGAUAAGAUUAAAAAAAACAACUAAGCCAGUAAUCCAAUAGAGUGAAAUACUUGGGGUUUUAGCAGUGACCACAGAACUGAGAGAGAGAUAAGUACGCUCUCUGUACUCUCUUUGCCUGUAUUCUGCUGAUGGUACGGAAUACAGGCAAAGCGGAGGUAGGGCAUCAGCCCUGGAAUGGUGGGGUGGGUCUAUUUUUCUUAUGGAUGUUAUUAAAUAAUAGAUGAAUAUUAAAUCGAGUCCUAAAGUUUUUACUGUUAUUGGUAAUACAUCUAGCUUUGUUUCAGGGUUUCCUUCUGAGAAAUGUGUUCAGGUUAGAGACUGUACAUUUUAUGAAGGUCUGUUUUGUACCAUUAUCAGGAUACCAUACCAGACCUAAGAUCAGUUACUGAAUGUUAUAAAUAUAGGAAUUGUUACAGUCAGAAUUGCAGUUUGCUAUAAUCAUGCUCAAUAUGCUGUAGUGAUUACUGUCAUUGAUUACAGUUAUAUUGACAUGUAAUAAAAUGAAUAUUAAAACUCCUA
Messenger RNA from Anguilla anguilla (European eel), 3312 nucleotides. It is a transcript of the gene ppp1r1b, whose product is annotated as protein phosphatase 1, regulatory (inhibitor) subunit 1B. Gene Ontology annotation, biological process: intracellular signal transduction. The coding region runs from base 403 to 1035 and encodes 210 amino acids. Gene Ontology annotation, cellular component: cytoplasm. The transcript is spliced from 5 exons. Gene Ontology annotation, molecular function: protein phosphatase inhibitor activity. NCBI's taxonomy places the organism in Eukaryota, Metazoa, Chordata, Actinopteri, Anguilliformes, Anguillidae. The record is from RefSeq and is a predicted model, not a curated record.